Molecule: messenger RNA, 4594 nt
Organism: Trichobilharzia szidati
Lineage: Eukaryota; Metazoa; Platyhelminthes; Trematoda; Strigeidida; Schistosomatidae
Source: the annotation of a GenBank genome assembly
CGUAUAGUGCGCUAUAUUUCACGUUUGCGCUUCAGUUGCAAUAUCAUAUACAUUUAUCGCUAAAUCCCCACAAACAUGGUAUAAUUAACCCGAUUCAAACGUCUUUCCACUUAAAAUCCCAUUACGUAUGUUUCAUCUUCUAAUAAUGAUCGUGUGCUAGCCACAUGCUAGUUGAAUGGAAUGGAUGAUGUACCUUAUUGUUAUUGUGCCUAUGAAAUACCUUUUCGUGGAGUGUCUUCAGAAAAUCCAACUGGUCAUUUAUUAACUGCUAUUCGAAAUUCCGGGGAGAAGUUGUUGUUUGGCAAACCAUUGGAUGCAAUUUAUCGAUAUGGCUCAUUUGAAGUGCUACACAAUAAAUUAGCCUUAUAUGGUGUUUUAGGCUUAUCAAGUUGGGAAGUUUUAUUUGUCCCGUGUAUUAAUCCUAAGCAAGUAAACGAUGAAGAUGUGAAUUCUGUUCGUCAAUUGUUAACACAAACUCUUAGUCGUACAGAACCAUACUUCUAUCGUCAAUGGGCAUUUCGUCGGCCAGGAUCUAUCGGUUUAGGUAAAAUUGACUGUUUAAUCAUACAGGAUCGACGUGAUCGUGUCUAUAAAUUUGAUCCAAUUCUAAAUUCAUGGAUACGUACAAUUGAUGGAUUGAAAAAUUUAAAUUUUACAAAACAUUGGUUAUUUGAAAGUAAAAGACUUCCUCACCUGCCAACACGUCUACUAAUACUGACUACUGAUUUUGAAGUUUACACCUUUCAAAUAUGCUAUACAAAAAAGCUGUCUACAAUACCGUCGGCAUCAUCAGCAUCAUUAUUAACGACGACAACAACAACGACGGCGUCAGCGACACCAAUUGAAUUUAACAAAUUACGUAAGAAUAUGAAAGAAAGGGUAAAAUUAUUUAUUAAUUUAUUCACAUCAAGAAUCUCACAUAUUCGUCGAUCAUCCGGAUUUGUAUUAGCUGAUGAAUAUGCUGCCAACUGUGAUCUGAAUACAACACCAAUUGAUCAUAAUUAUUCGCAUGAUCAACCGGUGACUACCUGUGAAAUGAUACAAGGAUCUGUAAAUAUUUUUCAAAAUUGGAAUUGUUUAAAUGAAACAUUAGAUAGUGAUAAUAAUAAUACCUUACCAAUCAAUUGUACUCCAGUAAAUCCAUUGUCUAGAUUAAAGGCCAAAUGGUAUGAUUGUUUAAAAGGCGAUUAUGAAUUAAUUGAAAAUACUGAUUUUGCUUAUUGUCGAACACUACCCUUGCAGAUCCCAACACUUGCAUUUAAAUCCUCUGUAAUUAUAUUUCGUGAUUAUUUUGUUGGACAUCGUUUUCCAGUUUUAUCAUUUUAUUAUUUCCCGAAAGAAAAUAAUAAUAAUUCACCGCAUAAUAACAAUAAUAAUAAUGCUGAUUCAUCUUUACCACACUUAUUAUCCACAUCCCCAUCACUGGCUGUUUCAUCUACACAACAAUUUGGUGUAUGGAUAUUAAGAGCUGGACGAUUAGUGAAUGAUAUUGAUCUUAAACAAUUGAUCCACUGUAAUUAUCCAUCAGUCAAUUCAUCAUCAAAAGAUUAUCAACAAAGAUUAUUUUUAAAACAUAUAAAAUUAUCUUAUGCUAAUAAUUUCAGUGAAUUAAAACAAACAAUUAAGUGUUCAAAAUUCAAUGGACAAAAUUCUCAACAACAGCAACAAGCCUUCUAUGAAUUAUACACACCUUUAUUCCCGGACAGCGAUGAUUCGUCAUUGUCAUCGUGUGAUCCCAGUGAGGAAGACGAUGACGCUUUAUCGAUGUCAACAUUCAACCAUCACCACCACCACGUCGACCAUUCUGUUGCUUCACCUGUUCAACACAGUACUGGUCAUGUUACCCCGCUGUCAUCAACACCAUCAUUACUACUAUAUGAAAAUGCUAGACAACAACAGGCCGACUGGUGUACACCGAAACGUAAUCAUAUUCAACAAUCUUGGAUUCAAUUGAAAAAUCUCAUUCAAUUAUCACAAAUUCAUGCACCGGAUGUUGAAAUUUCAACUGAUGUUACAAACAGCACUAGUAAUCAUCAUAAUAAUAGUCAUAGUAGUGCUGAGAACAGUCCAUCAGGAAUACUUGACUAUUCUUUAUUCAAUAGUGAGAAUAGCAAUCAUGACAACGAAGAUAAUAAUAACAAUAAUGGUACUGAUACUGUCUAUAUGAUGAAUUGGGAUACACUGUCAACUGAUUCAUUAGGCAGUGAACAAGAGAAGAAGAAGAAGAAGACAAUGAAGGCGAAGCAUAAAGAUUAUGGCAUUGUACUGAGACGUAAACUGAGAUCAUCUGAUGAAGAGAAACGUUAUUCUACACGAUCCGAUAUGCCUAGAUUUGAGUUUGGCAACUUACAGCAUUUUAGCAGUCCUACUACUACUAAUAGCAGUGGAAAUAAUAAUAAUAAUAAUACUGGUAGCAUGAGUAUUGGUAGUAAUAUUUCUAAAUCACUGGGUAGAAAUUAUUCACGAUUAAAUCUAUUGAAUAAAAAGAAAUUGGAUAGUAUGGCAUUUCAGUGUAGUCCACAUCGUUCCGAUUGGUCAGAGAACCUGUUAUCAACAAAUUGGUUGGAUUUAUUAUCGUUUAUAUUGAAACAGGCAAAUGAAUUAGUCAGUGUUAUUCAUCAGUAUUCGCUACAACCAGUGAAUGGAUACAAUGGGACAAUAAUUGUGUUAAGUGGACCUGACAGUGGACGUAAUUGGCAACCGAUUUUAACGAGCCUUGCACAGAUAAUGUUAUCCUCAGAGAAUCGAACAAUUCAUGGUUUUGAAGAUUUAAUUGAACGUGAAUGGAUUCGUUAUGGUUAUCCAUUCGCUCCUGAUCCAACUGAUUGGCAUGAUAAUUCAGUUAGCUCGGAUUAUGAUGAUGGUGUAUGCUUUGCUUUAUUUCUUGAUUGUGUUCAUCAACUGCUUAUUCAAUUCCCGACAGAAUUUGCAUUUACUCAAGAUUACUUGGUUUUAUUAUUGGAUAGUGGAUUAAGUCGAGGCGGUGGAAUUCCUCCCUUCACUAUAGAAUUCUCCUGUUCAUGUGAAGCAGCUAGACAUGUUCAAACAAAAGCUUUAACACAAGGACAAAUUAUUGAAAAGUCAAAUUUCCUUUAUAAUAAAUGUGCCUGGCGUUCUUUUCGUCAUUGGAAUGAUAUUUUAACUAUAGAUGGGUGUCAACUUUUGCCUAACUGGUUAUACUGGUGGCGAUAUAGUUGUAACCCUCUGAAGGUAUGUUUAGCCAUUUAUAAAUAUACAUAUAUCUACUAGUAUGAUAUACUUUCUUUCACUCAAUCAGUAUUUUCAAUGUUUUCUUUAGUGUUAAUUAUCUACCUAAUGAUACUUCCUGUAUAUAACUGUAUGUUCUCAUUAUGGCAUAGUUAUAUCCAACUAUCAAAAUGAAUGACUUAUUCAGUUCACUAGUUUGUGUGGAAGUAUUUCGUCUAACUGUGAAUUCUGAUAAAUAGUCUUGUCAUCUAGAGUCAUUGAGUCAAGUAGUAAGCUGAAUAUAAUUCAACUCACACCAAACGGAAGUUACUGCUCAUUGAUAUAAGUAAAGAUCCUAUAUUACCAUAAAAUUUAGUGACUCCCCCUCCCUCCACAGGACAAAACCAAUCAACUCAAGUACUCAGAAGAGAUCAGGCGGCCUGUUUGAAACCUGGCUGACGAAAAUACUCCAUCAUUAUUAUAUUGCAUAUAAAGUUCAGCCUAAUUCAUCAGACUACAUGGAACUAAUAAAAAGUGUUGAGAAGUCGACAGGAAUACUUACUCCAGCUCUCUUACCACUACACUUUCCUCGAUUCUGGAUUCAUGCAUGGUAUCGAUGGAAUCGUUCUACGCGCAUAACCAAUGGUGGUGGUUAUGCAUUUGAUGCAUCUUAUUACAGAAAUCUCCUAAAUCCAAAUCAUGCAUGUACUACUACUACUACUACUUAUCAAAAGUCAAUUACACCACGCACAAGUACUAGUCCUUAUACUGGUUGGUUGACUGAUGAAUCUGUUAUAGACGCCUUGUAUUGUAAUCAAACUGAUCAUCAUCAUCUUACAAUAUCAUCUGAUCCUGUUUAUAAAAGUCUAUAUGAAAUAGCUAUUCAAUGGGAUAAUGAAUUAUGUGAAACACCUUGAUUAAUCUACACAUUGCCAUUUCUUUCAAUCUCAAAUAGACCACCCAACUUUAGUAAUAUAUACAGUAAUCUCAUCCCUCUUCUUUUUAUCGUCUUUUCAGAUUACAUUAAUCAUUGAGAUUAUCUUUCGAACUAAUAUAUAAUAUACUUUCAUGAAGCUGUCUCAGGCAUACUUUUUAUGCAUACAGCACAUACCUACAACUGAUUAUUUUUUUUCGCAUACUAAAAAUGUUAAUAGUUUUUACUUUUUUUAUUUGUUUUUUUCAAAUGAUUUUGAGAUUGUUUUAUCUCUCUCUUACUUGCUUACUUUUUUUCGUUUAUCAGUUAAUCUAAUAAUUUCUUUCAAAUUAUUUUGUACACCUAAGUAUAUUUUGAUAACACUGAUACCUAUCGCUGACACAUUCUUUUGACCAAUAUGAUCUGCACCAAAUAGAACAUAUUUAUAUUAACAAGAAGACUUCUGAAACAGCCUUAUCUUUUAUUAGUUGACAG